UGAUAAUUGAAGUCUAUGCGUUUGAAACGUCUGUUCAAGGUAUGCUUCCGAGAAUUUCUACCGGAGCAUACUUACGUACACAAUUUUUUAAUUAAGACCACCAAAUGCCAACCUAUUUAAGGCUCUCCGAAUGCCUCCAUUUCCCAAGCACACCGGCUCGAUCAGCUGUCAACACUAAUCGAAACCUCCUUGCAAAAUUGCAAAUUUGCAAUACAUCACUCAGCCGAUAAGCCACGUUGAGCCCGCGACAGCCGACGCGGGCGCGCCAUGGCAGUGGCACCUCCUUCGCCGCUGUCCCUCGUCUUCGUCGUCCUCGCGGCCGUCUCGCUCUCGGCCUCGGCGGCCGCCGCACCGGCGUCGGUAUUGCCCAGAGGAGCCAUCCCGACCAAGUCGGGCUACCUCCCCAUCCCGCCGGCAAACGCUUCGCUCUACUUCGCCUUCUACGAGGCCACCGAGCCGGUGACACCGCCCGCCACCACGCCGCUUCUCGUCUGGCUGGAGGGCGGCCCCGGCUGCUCCGGCUUCCUCAGCAACUUCCUCCAGAUCGGCCCUUACCUUCUCGCCGGCGGCUCACUGUCUCCCAACCCCUUCGCGUGGAACCGCCGCUUUGGUCUCCUCUUCAUCGACAGCCCGCUCGGCACCGGCUUCAGCGUCGCGCCUUCCCCCGCCGCCAUCCCCACCAACCAGUCCGUCGUCGCCGACCACGUCCUCGCCGCGCUCCAGUCCUUGUACUCCCUCGAGCCGAGCUUCCGUGCCCGCCCUCUGUACCUCACCGGCGAGAGCUACGCCGGCAAGACCAUCCCCGCGGCCGGCGCGCUCAUAGUAGCAACAAACCCGACGUUGCCGGAGAAGAAGAGGAUUAACCUGCGCGGCGUGGCCAUCGGCAACGGGAUGACGCACCCGGUCACGCAGGUGACCACGCACGCGGACAUCGCCUACUUCAUGGGCCUGAUCAACGGGAAGCAGAAGCGGGAGGUGGAGGCGAUGCAGGCGAGGGCGGUGGAGCUGAUCAAGGCGGAGAGGUGGAGCGAGGCGUACGUCGCGCGGGAGGGCCUUCUGAAGUGGAUGGAGAACGCCUCCGGUGUGCCGUCGCUGUUCGACGUGGAGGUGACGACGUCGCUGGAGGCGGAGGCCGCGGCGCUCGCGCCGCUGCUGAACGGCGCCGAGGCGAAGGCGGCGCUGGGCGCGCGGGGCGACGCGGAGUGGAAGAUGUGCAGCGCGGCGGUGGGCGCGGCGCAGCACAAGGACGUGAUGAAGAGCGUGAAGCCGGAGGUGGAGGCGCUGCUGCGGCGUGGGACGACGCCGACGCGCGUGCUGCUGUACGGCGGGAUCCGCGACGUGAAGGACGGGCCGGUGUCCACGGAGGCGUGGGUUCGGGAGCUGGAGUGGGACGGCCUCGCCGCGUUCCAGGACGCCGACCGCGCCGUGUGGCGACACCGAGGCGGCGAGCUCGCCGGGAGCGUGCAGCGCCACGGCGCGCUCGUGAACGUUGCGGUGUAUGGCGCGGGGCACUUCGUGCCGUUUUCUCAAGGGCGCGCGGCGCAGGAGAUGAUCGAGGAUUGGGUGUUCGGCAAGGGAUUGUUCGGCGCCAGCGGCGGGAAGGCGUAAGGCAAAAUGUUUCUUCAUUUAUAGUAGGGAGUAUUUUCUCCGUUUCAUAAUGUAAGACUUUCUAGCAUUGCUAAUAUCUAUAUAGAUAUUAAUGAAUCUAGAUACAUAUAUAUAUAUAUAUCUAUAUUUAUUAAUAUCUAUAUGAAGUAAGUCUAGAAAGUGUUACAUUAUGAAACGGAGAGAAUAUGUAGUUAGUCCGCUGCCACGGCCGUACACACCGUAUUGUGCUCUGUAGUUUAUACGUAGAUCAUUUCAGCACCUAUGAUAAAUAAAUAAAUAAAUAAAAUUUUGGAUCAAUGCGCCUUGCCUCUU
Messenger RNA from Oryza sativa Japonica Group (Japanese rice), 1920 nucleotides. Its product is annotated as serine carboxypeptidase-like 50. NCBI's taxonomy places the organism in Eukaryota, Viridiplantae, Streptophyta, Magnoliopsida, Poales, Poaceae. The record is from RefSeq and is a predicted model, not a curated record. Gene Ontology annotation, molecular function: serine-type carboxypeptidase activity. Gene Ontology annotation, biological process: proteolysis.